AUGGCUGUGGUCGGUCCGAGCCGACACUCAAGGGUGUCAAUGUCGCUGAUACAGAGCUCAACGAAUGGUCCAGUUGGCAACCACCAGCAGGCUAGUGCUUCACAACAGUUUUUCCACGGUCAACAACAAACUCAUCAUGCCUCACAAUCGUCCACUGCUCAUUCCAUUGACUACAAACCCGAUAGACCUAUUGGAUAUGGUGCCUUCGGAGUCGUCUGGUAAAAUCUUGAUUAUUGUUAUAUUAUUAUUAUGAGACACAAUAUUGUCUUUUGUGUACUUGUACUUACAUUAUGCAUACUAGAUACUAACCUACAUACUUUGAAUAUUCAGUUUUCUUACUAUUUUAGUGGUAAUACUUAUUUUUUAUUUAUCCAACUUCUUACUAAUAAAGACUUCCCAGUAGAGGGGAUACCGUUUGAAAGGUUACUAAUCCAAGUAGAUUCCAUAUCCUAGCCAUAUCUAUAUCCUGACCUUUCUUGAUUUCUUAUAAAUUUCCUUGAUUGUACACACAACACUAGUAAGGGUUUGUUUGUAUUAUUUAAUUUACUCUUUAAAUCCAUCAGAUGUUACAUUUGAAAGAAUUAAGGUGUCAUAAUAAUAUAUAGGUACUGAUAAGAUGAAAAUAUAAAUAAAUUUACCUACUCUAACUUAAACCAAAUUCAUUGACUCGUGUUUAAUAUAUUAUAUUGUGUACAUUUUAUAAAUUAGUGUAAACAAAUAGACAAUUCCUGGAUAAUUUCGAUACUUUAGUACCUAUGUUAUAGGUAGGCCUAAAAUAGGGUUAACUAGAUGCCCAAAAUUAAAAUAUGUGGUCAAUUUUAGUUAAGUAUUUUAAUAUUAUAUGUACUAAAUUUAACUUAAAAUAUGAGUAAGUAAUUGACUUAAAUUUUGUUUAGGCUGGUACCCAGUACCCAGUCAAAAUAAAGAGAAAUAAUUAUACAUUGAUAGGUUAAGUUAUUUAAAUUAUUCAUUCUUGUUCUAAUUAGGAAGUUUUAACGUUACAAAAUAAAUAAUUAAACAAUAAUAAUAAGUAUUUAUCUUUAUCCUUAAUCGAUAAUAUUAAUGUCUAUAAUUGAUUUUAUGAUUCAUAUUAAUAAAAAUGAAAUCACUACCUAUGUAAUAAGCGAGGUAAUAAGUUUACUUAUUUUUAUUAUUAUAGGAAAAUUUUUUUCUUUUAAUCAAUCAAAUAAGUAGAUACCUCUCAGAUGAGUCACAAUAAUAAAAACUUAUAAAAACUUAAUAUAGUUUUUUCACUUAACUGUUUGUUUUAACAAUAUUUAAUUAAGUAGGCUCAUUGUUUUUUGUAUAAAUAAUAUAGAUACCUACUUAGAUUUAAUUAAAAUAUUAUAUUUCAGUUUAAUAUUUAUUAACUUAACAUAAGAAUAAUGAUAUUAAAGAUUUUUGUGAUUCAAACAUUGACAUCUUGUUUAUGUAUUGAGGAAAUAGGUACUUACCUAAUAACAUAAUUAUUGGUUUUUUAAUAAUUGUACAUAGUAUUUAUUCAUUGGUCAAUUUAUUGUAAUAGGUAUAAAAAUCCUGUGUGGUUUUUAACUGCAACUGUCAAAGUGCAAUGAUAAUAAAGAAAAAUAAGUGAUGACUAAUAUCAUACCUAUAGUAAAUAUAUUCUCUAUUAUUUUCCACACGAAAAUGUAUUUAGGUACUAAAAUAAUAUUUUUUUCUGUUUGUUGAUGAUUUUAUUUAUUUAUUUUUUCUUCGUAUACCAUAAUUUACUGAUAAAAAUUUGCUUUGCACAUAAUUUUCUAGAUGAAUUGUAUAAUACAAACAAGUAUAAUAAUAUAUAUUUACAAAGCAAUGUUUAAUUAUUUUUUUAAAAUACUACAAUAAUUAUUGUUAAAUAAUAAAUUUCAUGUUUGUCUCCACCCUACUUCUUAUAUAAUAUGUGUAGAAACAGCCCUCUUUAUCAUUGCACUAUUCAAACACUGACCCCUGGUUUUUACUAAUUGUACUUAUAUAGUAUUACAUUUAAUUUGUAAUAUUUUUCAUUUUAUCAUUAUAUUUUUUCUAGUUAAUUAGUUAUGUUUUAAUUCAAUUGUUAUUAGAUAUGUACAUACUGCAUUUUGGCCACGUCCAUUAUGCAAUUAAUAUAAAAUUAGAAGGAAUUUUAAAAACCUAUUAAAUAUAUUAAAACAUACUUUAAAGUCUUAAAUGAUAAACAACUUGAUCAACAUAUUGGAUGUAAUUUGUUUCAUUAGAUAUGUGGGUAUGUAAAUUCGUUUUAAUCAGAAAUGGGGCUUCAAGCGGCUACUAUUUAUAGACUAUCAAAUACUGUAUUUUUCGAAAACAAAUGUGAGUGAUAUUUUUCGUCCUAAUUUUUAAUUUCAAGCAGAACUUUUCUAAAAAUUAAUGAACCCAAAUAGACGAUUUAUUUCAAACUCUUUACAGUACUUAUUUAUUUUAAAAUUUAAAUAAAAUUAAUACUUACCAAAGUAGAUGUGUCUUUUAAAAUUGAAUUAUUAAUUAAUUAAUUGUAUUAUUAUGUAUAAUCUCAGGUAUAAUACACUAUCAUAGUAUUUACAUUGUAAUUUUCGACAUCUUUACUAUGCCUACUACCUAUUUAUUAUAUUACAUUAUCUUACUAUACGUAUUUAUCUUUUAUAUAUAAUAAAAUAAGUACAGUUUAAUAUUAAGUGUACUUCCAAGAUAAAACAAAACACGUUCUGUAACCGUACGUUCGUACCAUAGGAACAAUAAUAAAUUCGAUUUUUAAGGAACUUGUAUUUGAAAUGUUUAAAUCAGAUCAAUGUAGGAAAAUAUCACAUUGUCAGGGACCAAAUAACCAUGUUCAGAUUUUUAUUAAUACUUAAAAUUAUUUCCAAUAUAAUAAACGGUUUUUAACCUCGCAUAUAAUUACCAAGUUUCUUUUAAGUAGGUACUUAUAGUUAUUCAAUUGUCUGUUAUAUAUUACCAAAAAUUUGAACUCUAAAAACUAAUCUUAUAAAAUUAUAUCGUACCAUACAAGUAUAAUAUUAUGCCGUAUAAUAAAACUAAAGUAAUUUUGUAAAAACUAUCAAACAUAUUUUACCCAGUAUUUGUAUGUACACUCUAUAUAAUAAUAUUAUCUUAUCUGGUAUACUAUUAAAUAUACAUAAACGGAAAGGGUCAACGAUAUGGACAGAAUAAUACAUUUAAAUAGUUUUUGACGUUUUUGACCUAUUAAUACGAAAUAUGAACUAGAUUAUAUUUUACAGUUAAAUAAUAUUCAAAUUUGUUUUCUACCUUUUUUUUUUUCUUUAGUUGAACACUUUUUGUAUAAUCCUGUCCAAGUCACGUAUGUUUUAAAACAGUAGACCAUAAUAUGGUUGAAGGUUAUUUGAUUUAACUCUGUUAGGUACUUAAAAAAAAAUCUACAAAACAAUUGAUUUUUCAAGCAAAAUAGCCUUUAGACAUAGUGCAUAAUUUUUCGAAAGAAUUCAAUGUGAAUGGUAAAUCAUUCAUUACUUAUUUAAUUUAAUUUUCUAAAAAAUAAUAUAAAAAACAUAUUAACAACUUAUCGCCUAUUAGUUAAUUUAUGUAACUCAACUCGAGAUUUUACAUUAUUCCAUAGUUCGCGGACGUCAAAAAUAAGUAGUUAUUAAAUUUAUUGAAAACACGAAAUAAGUGAGCAUAAUUCGUAUUUAAUAUAACGUAGAUUAUUAGUAAGCAGAUUAUUUGUACAAAACUUAUUGGAAACAAAAGUUGUUUGCUUCAAACAAAUAUUAUUUAUCUGAAUUUGGCAGCGCUCUAAAUAAUAUUGCAAUGGUUAUCAAACAUUAUAUUUUAUCGUUAUUAUUUCUGUAACAACUCCGACGUAACAAACCGAUUCAAACGUUGUUAUUAAUAUUAUAACGCAAAAAAACUUGUGAAAAACGUUUUGGAUAAACGACCAACUUGCAAAUACAUUCAACAAAAGUUUAAUAAGAAAAAUAAUGUUAAUAAUAAGUAAUUUAUAGGUUUUUUUUUUUCGUUACUUCGUCUAUAAUAGACCUACUGCAUAUGACUAAUAGGUAUAAUAAGAAUAUGACCUACUAAUAUGUCUACAAUUAUCAUAAUAAUAAAGUGUUCACCGUUCGGAGAAAAGAAAGUUAUGGCAUUUUUUUAAUUUCAUAUAUACUAUAAUAGGUACCCAUUCUUUGUGUCGAUUCAUAUUUAAUACAAUAAAAUGUAUCUGUAGAUAUUUCAACCCGAAAAAAUGUGUGUAGUUGUUAAUAUUGCGAUAAGAAUGGUUGUUAAACCCAAGGCGAACUGGAGAGCCAGAUGUGUGCAUAUUGUCUGCCGAGGGAUCAAACCUGUUUUUCCCCUCUCUAUCGUGGGUGUUCGGAGACUGUAUUGAAGGUCUGUGUAAGGGCUGUUCGUCUGUUCUACGAUCGUAGCAGGUGUCAUUGCCUACAGCUAUAUGCGAUCUUAACAUCUGUAUACGAGGGAGAAGAAAUACCGCGACCAGUUAUUGGAUAUGUCUGGACCCUUUUUAGGUAGGUAGGUGCCUAUUUGCAGCUGUGUCUGGAUAAUCGUAGUCUCACAAUAAUACAUAUUGUUGUUUUCUACUUUGUUUCGUUAUACUUGAUCGUAUAUAAUCCUACUUAGCUUCGUAUAUAUAAAUUAAAUAAUAAUGCGUUUAAUGUUUGUGCUCGUAUUUGUGUAUAUGUACCGAAGUUUACAAAUACCAAAUACUCAUAAAGUACCAUCGUGUUAUAAUAUCGUUUUGUUGAGUAUUUCGUUCAAUUGGUUAGUAUUGUAUGAUAAAGCUAUUUGCUUUUACUUCUCAGUCAUUAUAUAGUUGUUAAUUUAUUGGUGUGUUUUAUAUUAUUACAUAAUCACUUAUUACUGUACGUCGGUUUUGUCGAGGCUUAAUUCAAUAGUACGUAAUAAUUAUUACUUAUUUUUCCUUUUAAACAUUUUAUAUUAUAUUUGUUUUAUCCUAUUUCUUUUGUUUUCGUUACACGACAGGAAAGGGCUGAAAAAGUAACUGCAUACACCAUAUUUUGGGUUUUGUUGUAACUAUUAACAACUCCCCUAUAUAAAAUAUUGCACAAUAUAGGUAGUCGUCACUAGUCGAUUAUAUUUUAUAUAGGUGCCAACUAAAUCACUGAAGUACAUUAUCGAGGCUCUGUCGCAACUUUUAAAGUUGCCCUGGUUUGCUUAUCGGUAAUCAACCGACCUAUUCCGACUGGAACUCUGCAUGUGUGUGUAAAAAAAAAAAUAUUAUAAUCCGACAUUCCCACCGAAUUCACCCACGUAUUAAAUUGUUAAGGUUCACAUUGCUCGUAAUAUGUAUUAUCAUUAUAAACAAUUUAUUUAUUUUGACAAUCAUAAACCAUUUUUUGUUUAUUUUGAUAUUGUUAUGAGUUUUAUAAAGGUGCUAUCUUUGUUUGGUUUUUAAAACAUUUCGUAAUAUUUAUAAUCUUCGUGAAAUUCUCUAAAUCAUUUUUAAGUAUAUUAUUUUAUUUUUUUGUUAAUGAUUGUAAUUUAUCAAAAUAUAAUUUCUGGAUUAUACAAGAUUUUGUGCUGUAUACGGAAUUGCAUUCAUUAUUAUAGUUCUCACUCAAUGCGUUUUAUUUGCAUUUAUAUAUUAUGUUCCCUAAUUAUAAUCCCUAAUUCGGACACGGUCAAAUAUUUAGGAUUAUACUUUGACAAAAAACUCAACUGGGCCAAACACAUUCACAUGACCAAACUAAAACUAAAUCGAAGACUCUCUAUUCUCCGUAGCACUGGGCAAAACCUCAAAGCUCAACCUAAAAUCAAAAAUUAACUUGUACAAACUACUAAUAAAACCCAUUUGGACGCAUGGAAUUCAGCUAUGGGGAGCUGCUAAAAAAACAAACAUAAACAAAAUUCAAGUAGUCCAAUCAAAAACUCUCCGUCUCAUCACUAACGCCCCUCCGUACGUCUCGAAUGAAACUCUACACUCAGACCUGAACAUACCGUAUGUCAAUGAAGUCGCAAAAAAUCACUACUUUAAAUUCCACAACAGGCUACAAAAUCACACCAAUCCCCUCAUUAAAGAUCUUUCAUCACACUACCUUCCGAGUAAUACGGUAAGGAGACUCCAGCUUAAGUGGCCCAGAGACUGGUUAGUAUAAUACACAGGACUAUACGUUAAGAAAAAAAAAAAUAAAAAAAUAAAUUCUCGCCGAAGUGCUGUUGCUGGACAGUCUCUUCAAUUCAAGAUUUUCAUGUAAAAAAAAAAAAAAAAAUAGUAAUAGCGUUACAUAUAAAGUUGAAUGCUGUUGUGUUUGUGUUUGUAUUGAUUCUAUUACUAUUGUAAUUCAGAUAUCUCUUAAGCUUAUUGUACCACAAGUACAGAUUGUUAAAUGUUCUUAAUUUAAAAUUAAAUUUAAAAAAAUAUAUAUAUUAUGUUGGUUCUUUAAAAAUUAUAGAAUUAAAAUGGGCAAAUAAUACCACGUUCUUAAUUUAACGAAUACAUUUUUUUUUUUUUUAAAUAUAAAACUAUAUUCACAAUCUGUAAAAUAAGUUUAUAAUAAGCAAAUGUGAUCUCUGAAGAAAAAUUAAUUAUCAAAUGCAGAAUAUAGGUUCAUUGACAGCACUCCUAAAUCUAAUUUUUAAAUUUAUUGCCUACUUGAACAAUUAUUAUACUUAUAUAGUUUGGAUAGGUCCAAUAUGUGAUUACCGAUAAAUUUGACUUACCACGUAAUUUUUCUUGGUUUAUUUGUUUGGUAGUAUAUGACCCAUCUUGAAAUUUAAUUAUUGUUAUCGAAAAAUCUGUUAGAAAUUAAAGAAUUUCGUGGUAUGUGAUGGAAUACUGAAACUAUGUGAAAGGAAAAAAAUAUUUUAAUAUAUACGCAUAUUUAUAAUAAUAAUAAAAAAAAAAAUUCAGCGGGUAGGUUUUAUAUUGGUUCAACAAUUUAGCAUUGGAUCACAUAUUGGAACUGUCCCAUAUUGUAUGCACCUAUAAUUAUACAUAGGUAUUUUUGUUCUCUUUUCUUUACAUUUUGCUAUGCGUUCAACGGUCAAAUUAAUUUGAUUACCUAUUAAAGACUUUGAAAUAUCUCCCUUUUUCCCACAAUAAAAAAAAUAAUCAUUCGACUUUUCGAUACUGUAAAUGUCUUAUUGUGUACCCAUAUAUAUCCUCAGUCCCAGGGAAGAAGAGUUUAAGUCAACCUUUUAUAAUUUUCAAUAAAACACAAUUGAAUUUCGAAAAUAUUUAAACGCAAUAGCAAAGUCUGCUACUUAACCUAACCUUACGAUACACUUACGUGUGUAAUUUAGACCAAAAGAUUACGUCAGGCAAAAUUAUAAGAACAAAAAAAAAAUGCCAAAAAUUGACUCAUGCCUUAGGAGUAAAGAUAAUUUAUUAUGAUAACAUAUAAUAUAUAAAUCUACCGAAAGAGAAUUUAAAAUCCUGUCUAGACUGAAAAUAUCUUAUUUUGUCAAUAAUAAUUGUGUUAAACGUAUUUGAAUCUCGUGGAUGACUAUUAAGCGUCAGCGUGUAAUUUUUACUCCUCCUCAUCCUCGUCCUCUCUAACGAAAAACUGAAGCGCGCGUUUUACGCAUAAUAGCCAAUCGGUAUAAGUACAAUAAUUAUGCAAAAUAUAAACAUGUAUAAUUGUAAAACACAAAGAAUAAUAUUCUACAAAUUUCGAAAUAGGCCGACGAAUAAAUGUUAUUGGUUAUGAGAUUACACGCGCGUACACACACCGCAAUAAUAUUAUUCGUAUAUUGUAUUGUUGUGGGUCAAUGUUAACGUAGUUAUCGUACAGCAAUAACUGCGUCUAAGUGCCUACUACAGUGUCUAUACCUACCCUACCUAGAUAGUAUUAUACUCUACAGCACAGUGCAUAUAGUAUACGUAUUACGUAAAAUGCGUAUGUAUACGAUGACGUACUCACUUAUAGGUAAUAGCGUAUACCUACAACUGCGUCGUUUAGUUGAUCAAACCAUAUUUAAUUUUUAGUGAUCCGGCCGAGUGUAGACUUUUUAUUUAUAUAUUAGUAUUAUUAUUAUAAUUAUUAUUAUUGUAGUGGGGCGGACACGACAACGGGUACGACAAACCGAGUCAGUCGCUGCUACUUUAAAUGAAUCGAUAUUAAUGCCGCUUCGGUUAGUAUUGUAGGCCUCCGCGUGGUGCACAUGCAUACCGUUGUGUUUGGAAGCCAACUGUUCCCUCUGUUCCCUACCACGUCCUAUUAGUACAUAUAUUUAUGUUAUAAUAUAGCGUACGUUUAGUGUGUGGAAGGGUCAUUGUUCGUCGGAUCUUAUAAUGAUUAUUGUAUGCUGUUGAAAAGCCGAAAAAAAAUGUUGUAUUUUAUAAUAAUAUAAUAAUAUAUAGGUAGGUACAUUAUAAUAAUAAUAUAUAUCCAAACAAAACACGAGUAGAGAAAUGAGUCGACCCACUAGAGAGAAACAUACUAUAUUACAUCAUGACGGGUUUCUAUACCUACACAUAGGUAGGCACGCAUGCGCCCUUUACUACACUUGAAUACUUAAAGCAGAGCUAAAUAGCUAUAGUGUAACUCUAAUUUCCCACGAUGAAAAACUGUCGUCAUAAGUAUACGUACCGAUUACAUUUUAUUAUUUCGUCUCUCCUCGUCUACACACACACACACACGUCUUAAAAAUAUUAACAUUUUUUUUUAAAUAUUCUAAGUACCCGAAUGAAUUUAUUACUAUAAGUAUAUAAUAUUAUACACUCAGUCUCAUAUAUUUAACAUCCAUCAAGUUGAAAAACCUAUUUAGUCAAUAUUUAUAAUAUUUUAUUAUAAUAAGCGACGACGGUCAUUAUACUGACGAGAACAAACUUCUUGGCGCGCGUAGCUCUUCUAACUUUAUUAUUAUUAUUAUUAGCCGCAUGUUCCUGCGAUGCACAUGUGUCGUUUUUUUGUUCAUGUAUUGUUUGAUUUCAUAGUGUUUGCGUGUGAGAUGUAUACAUGUAUUAUAUACGACGAGGCCGUGUUUUGUGUAUUUGUGGUCGGGAAUAUUAUAAUAAUAUCUAACCGGUAAUGGUGGUGGUCGAUGGCUGCUGUAUAUAAGAUUGCAAGCUGCUGCUGUGUAAGCCACCUGCUGUAUCGUAACCGACAUUCUGAUGGUUUAUAGUGCCUACCAGGUACCUGGUAGUCGGUUCCAAAACACAGGUGUCGUUUACGCAAAAAGCGAUAGGUUCCUAACUACAUGGAAAUCGUAUAAAAAUACGAAACCGCCAUACUGCCGUGUUUUUAAAAAAAAACCCGUAUCUAUAGAAAGAAAAACAUAUCGUGAUAGUAUUUCAGUGUGUAUUAUAAUAUUAUAAUUACACUGUUGCAAAAAAUAUAAUAUAUACAGUGUAUACAAUGUGGUAUAUACAGGUGUUAUGAAACUAUGAGAAUGAACCCGUCGAGAAAAUAUGUAGGAAAGAUAAUGCGUACUAUACGUAUAUACUUCAUUCUAUCGGAUCAAAUAUGAUAUUAUGUGCAGUCCCAAAACUGUGGUAUGCGCCUGGUGCAGGAGUAGCACCGGUCGGAUAUAGAAGUACCUACCUAUAGUAUAUUAUAUAGAUUUGUCCUUGUAUCUGUAGCUUAAGACGAUAGACAUAAUACAGGUAUUUACUGGCCGAAAAAUUAUUAACUAUAAUAAAUCGAAAGAAGCCGAAUAAAUGAUAUAGGAGUUAUUAUAAUAUUUUAUUAUAUGCUGUUACAUAAUAUCCAUAGCUUAAAUAUAUACGUAGCAUUUUAAUUCGAUUUGUAUGCGACAACGUGUGUACAAAAAAAAAAUGUAUUUCAGAAUUGCAGCCGCUCUAUUCAAUGAAAUGAAAAAAAAAAAAUUAGUAUAGUCCAACACUAUAUUAUAGGUACUAUAUAGCGAACGGUAUUCUGGCGGAAAACGCGUUGUCCUCUUCUUCUUCAUCUCUUUGUUCCACUUGGCGUUUUAAUAUGUAACGAAAGCAUAACAAUGAAACCUCACUAUAAUGUACGCUUUCUUUUUCCCAUCGUCAUAAAUUGAAGCAGUAGCAGUAUAACUGCAGUCGAAUAUCUCGUAUACUGCGCGCGCGUACACUCAAAUACACACACACACACACACACACACACACACACACACACACACACACAAUAAUCAAAUAACUGUGAAAAAUGUACACAUAUCUGCUAUACACAUUUUUCAUAGCAGAAAUAAAAAGGAAACAUAACGUGGUGAGAAACCUAUCCGAAAUAUGAUCAAUUUUUCCCCAUCGUUCAUGAUUUUGUAGUUAUUUUUGUCGAACAGCGAAAAAAUACGCCACUUCUUUCAUAGUUAAUGUAUAAAUUCAAUUAAAAUUCUUAGUAAAGCGAGGAAUGUAUUGGUUUUACUAUAUGAUACAUUUUUUUUAUAUCUGUAAACAAUAUUCUAUCAUAAAUCUUGGUCCAAUCAAACAUUUUAUUGUAGUAUUUUUGGUCUAAUUGGUAUACUAAAGAGAGCAUUUUUUGAUUUUCUUUGUAGAUCUUUUAUUUAAUGUUAAAAAUUGGAAAUUUUUCAUAUAUUUUUUGUUUAUUUCUGGAUUAUACCUUGACAACAAGGGAAAAAAUGCAAUUAAUAAUACUCUGCUUCAGAAUUAUUUUUCAUUAACAAUGGUUCAUAAUUAUUCAUAAGUAUUACUCUAAAUAUAAUAUACCUCCCUCUUAAAACUGUGUAUUCAUCUAUCUACCGUAUUAGUCUUCAUUAUUAUUAUUGUACCCUACUUACAAGAAGAAAACAUGUUUUUUAUCCGUCCAGGGUAUAUUUGACAAUUAUAAUAUAUAAAAUACAUAUACAAUAGCGCCAACUUUAUUCGGACAUUUUAUUUCUUAGGUUAUCAUAACGUUUACUAGUAAAAUAAUAUAUUAUUCCUUUUAGUAUUUACAAAACAUACCGUAGGAAAAUAUAAAUUUUUCGCAGGUGGUUGUCGACUCUGAAGUAAAUUUACAAUCGUAGUAGCCAUAUACAAAUCACUAGAACGACCAUGACCUAAGAGGAAACCGAUUCGCGUUCGCUAAAAGAACUUUGCCCGUACAUUGCACCGUUUCCGUAGAUUUUUGCCAUCUUGCCAAACAUAAUUUUUUAUUCAUAUUCACGUUUUAAGAAUAGCACUGUUAGUCAACCUCUAACAAGGCCGUGUAAUAAUAACUCAAUAUGUUACAUAGAUAUUUUAUAUUAUUAUAAUUAUUAUUUAUUUCAGUUUAGAAAUGUAUUAAAAUUGAUUAUAGACAAUAAUAAUAAUGUUGUACGUUUAAUUUUGAUUUUGCAGGGCCGUAACGGAUCCACGAGACGGACGAAGAGUAGCGUUGAAAAAACUUCCGAAUGUUUUUCAAUCGUUGGUCUCUUCGAAACGAGUAUUUAGAGAACUAAAAAUGUUAUGCAAUUUUAAACACGAAAAUGUAAGAUAUUAUUUUUUUUUUUCGUAUAUAGAGUUAAUAACAGUUGAAAAAACUCAUGUUUUUUGUGCUUUUAUAGGUUUUGUCCGCCCUUGACAUUCUGCAACCGCCUCAUUUGGAUUUCUUUCAAGAAAUGUAUCCUUUUUUCUUACGUAUUAUGUUAUAACAAUCCAUCGCUGCUGUUGCUGUUGCUGCAGGUACACAUAGGCUACACCAUUUAUGGACAAUCAGGAAAACUUUUGUUAUAUUUUCCGUAAGUAAUAAAAUAAUGACAACUUUCGAGAAUAUAAUAUGUACGUAUAUUUCGCGCGUUAUGAUAAUGGAUAUUAAGAAUUUCGAUGACAUUAAUAAUAUUAUUGUACAAUGGUAUUAUAUUAUUAUAUACCGUGCAUUCCUAUCGAGUUAAUACACAUUAGUCACCCGGUGUCUAACAAUAAUGUUAGACCAGAGCUACCUCCUCUCGCCAUUAUAAACCUGUAUUUCCUGUCUCUUUGUUUCUCAUAGGUCUCUUUAUACCGACCACUGCUGCGAGUUUAUUCGCCCUGGACUUGCCUACCCGGCCUAUUUAACCCAACUACUAGUGAGCAGGACGCAUUCAUAUAUUGUUUAUCUGAGAAAAAAAUUAAAUUAAAUUUUAGUAAUGUAUAUUAUACAUUUUAAAAUAAUAUGUAAUAUAAGUAUAAUUAUCAAUUAAUAGUAUACACAAGUACAAGAAUUUUUUUUCUCUCAUAUUUUCAUAACAUCAGAAUAUUAUUUAUUUUUUUUUUCUCGACAUGUGUGUAUUUAUGUAGACUAUAGCUUACACACGUAUAAUACAUGGUAUUUAUUGUUUCAUUUGAGUGAACAACAUCUCUGAGAAAAUGACGAAGAAUAUCGUUGUAUUUAUUAUAGAUAUAUAAAAUGAUAAAACGAUGUUCUCAAAAUGACAAAUGAUUAUUAUUAUAUUAUUUAUAUAUAUUUAGUGAAUACUACAUGACGGAGCAAUCUUUUUAACAUACAAUUGACGACGACGAAAACGGAUUUUUCUAUAUUUUUCGUUAUAAAAUAAAUAAUAUCCUGUAGUUAUUAUAAAAUCGAAUAGCCGCACCUCUUUCUAUUUCAUUGAAUAUUAUAUAUAGCUAUAUAAUGUAGCCAAAUAUAUUUAUAUAUAUAAUAUAUAGACGCACCUCCCCCCCCCAAAAAAAAUACGCGUACCAAUGUGCGUUUCUCUAGAAAGUUAAAUAAUAAUUAUAUUUUUCCAACGGUUUGGAAAUCUCGCUUUUUAUCUAUAAGUAUAUGUGACGGUUUAGAAUUGGAUUUCCCACGUAUGUUUUAUACGAAAAUGAUUUUACUUUUAGCUUAAUAAAACAUAAAUUAUCGCAAAAAGCCCACUAUAAAACCUGAAUUUUGGGUCCUAAAACACGCGUGUGAUAUAUUUUUGAAUACCGUCUAACGUAGAUUUCGCGAAAAUACAACGGUGUAGUGGUGAUCGGUAGACCGUUUGAAAAAAAAAGUGAGGGUGAAGGUCGUUCAACUCACAGUGUUUUCCCAUCGGUCGCCCUUCGUAAAAGUACAUAUUGUAUAUACAUUAUACUCCCCCCUUUUUGUUUUUUUAUUAAAUUUUUUUUUGUCAGUUAGUUUUUCAGUUAAAACCAGUUGAGCUGGCUGCGGGAUACGCUACGUACAUAUUGAAUGCGGGCUCUAUUCUAUAGAAACACGCGAGUAUAAUAUAAUAUAAAAACAGCCCUCAUUUGUUCUGCGUAUAACUCAUUUCCCCAUAUAAUCAUCUGUUUCAAUCAAUAAUGUUUGAAUUUUUUUUCCGAAGAAAAACAGAGGAGGUGGGGGAGAACGAUAGGGUGAGUUUUAAAUAUAGUAUACUAUACUCUGGUUCAAAAUGUUUAGUAUACUGUAGCUGCUGGUUUUUAUGCGAUUAAAAUGUCUUGUAUGACCUGAUUUACCCGACAACAACGUAUAGUUUUAUUAUAUAUUUUUUUAUUAAUGUUUACUUUAUUAUUUUGUAAAAACUCUACUAUUGAAAACUCGAUUAUUAUUAUUUUUUCUACAAAAUAAAACAAGUAAUUGCUUGUUACUUUACUUAAUCAAUUUAUUUACAUUUCAUAUAACAGUUUUUUUUUUUUUUUUUUUAAAUUCUGAGUGUAUAGUGUAGACUUUAUUGAUUUUACUAUGCGUUUGAAAAAUAAAAAUAAAAUUUUUUUUAAUCAAUUUUUCUACCAGAAAUCGUACUCCAAAAAUAAAGUGUAACAUCUUUUCUUAAGGAAAAUGUUAUCAAAUUUCCCCAUUGUAGAGGUCUACAUUUUUUAUUUUCCUUUUAUAAUUUUCUAUACAAUCGGGAUAUUCGUAGGAAAAACCAAAACAUUUACGCAAUAACAGUGACCAGUUUUUAAUUUUUUUUUUUUUUUUUUUUGUAAUUCGGUUAAAUUAAUCGUAAAGACCUGACAUUUUCACAAAAUACUUAUGUUAGCCUUUUCUGGAAGUAGUAAAUUUGUUGAGCUAUUUGAAACGUUUUAUGUGGAUAAAAUCGUUUUGAACGAGUAAAAAUGAUUGAAAAUUUAACACGAGAUUCAUCAUAAGUUUUACUUAUAUGUAACCAACUUCGCUCAGAAUCGUAUUUCGUUAGAAAUGAUUCGUCGUGAUAUACAGAUAUAAAUUAAAUAAUUCUUCCCAACUUUCCACCUAAAGGUUUCAACAGUUUCACUUUUUUUUUUAAAACAAAUACAAGUCAAUUGUUUUUCUAAUUAUUAAGUAUAUUAUAAAAUAAGGCAAAACUGAAUUGUUAUAAAUAUCAAGUUUUCUUCUAUUUCUCGUGCUAUUAUUUUAUCAUCCGAACUGAUUAACGGCAAUUGAUUAGUUUAUUUUAUCAACUCGUUUAAUAUCAAAGAAUAAUAUCAUUUAAAAUUAAUUAAUUAUAUUGAUGGUCAUAAUGAUUGAUUCAUAUAGUAAUUUAAUCGAAUCACAUUCAUAUAUAAUAUACAAUCGAAGUAUAGAAACUACGUAUUUAGUCAUCAUUGACUAUAUUGUGUUGAAUACUAAAAGAUAAUUUUACCACUUUAUAGAAAUUCAAACAAUAUUGUAAGCGGUGUUGUUAGUGGAACAUUUACAAGAGCGUUUAACGAAAUAAAAACAUGAUAACAACAAACAAUAAAAAUAAACUGAAUAAACAGUCGACCGUGAUCAGUUAACAUCAACAAUCAUCUUGUAUAUUGUUCGAUUCGUUCCUCAUCGAACAGAAUUUUGAGUUUAUGAAAUCGACUCAAAUAGCAAAUGUAUGAGAAAUAGAUAGGUUUCACGAUUUGAUAAGGCAAAUUAAAAUAUCUCGAGUUUUUCAAUUUGUAUUUUCGUUUGUUCGUUUUUACUCCGUUUUAAUAUCCCUGCAGCGGAGUACUCGUAUAAGGUACAACGAUAUCAACAUAGUUUAUAGAGACGAUGCAUUAAUGAUAAAAAUAUGAAUCGCUCUCGAGGAAAAAUCUGUCGUCUGUAUACAAUCGAUUUUUGAUACUGUCAUCGAUGAGGUUGCCUAUAAUUGUUUUAACUUUAAUAUCGAUGGCAUUGGGGAAAGGAAGCCACAAUACUUUCUCUUUUAUUGAUGAUUCGGAAAAUCUAUUUUCUCUCGUGUAAAAUUGUUUAUAGUAUAUUAACAAUACUACUGCGGUGCGCCUAUUAUUUUUUUUGUUACAAGAACCUUUUUAUUUUGUACAGAUUCCGGUCCCGAAUAGAAAAAAUAACAACUCAAUCGCAGUAUUGAACAAUUUAUAAUAUUUUAAUAUACGUUUGAGGCAACAUCAAUUUAAACCAAGAUACGACAACUCCUGGCUAUUAUAGAUUCAUAAAACUAUUUUUUAGAUUUUACUAAAAUUGACUUGUAAAAUUACUCUAUGUGGACAAUUAUGUUUUAAUCAAAAAGAAAAUGUGUUUUAUAUUUUAACACAGAAUUUAGGGAAACUAUUAUUUCAUGUAUAGUUUUAUCAGAUGCAUACACGUGUUCGAAUAAUUUAAAUUGGCUUAUCCCGAGUGAAUAAAAACAUAAUAUUUAUCAGAAUAUUCCAAUUCGGUGAUUAACUGCCACACAGUAUGCUGCAGAACAAGAAUCAUCAAUAUGUACCCUGUGAUAAUACAACUCGAUCAAAUAAUUAAAUUAACUUUAAACUAUAGUAUCUAUAUUUUUAUACAAUUUUCUAAAAAUAUUUGCAACAUUAUGACUGUUUGCUUCGUUCGAUUUGGUCGUGUGUUGUUAAUAAUGACUAUAAUAUAAUAUAGUCAAUUAUUACAAUAUAAUCCAUGAUUGCCCGAUCAAAUUAAGCAUUGUGAAUAUAAUGUCUAUAUUUAGGAUAUUAUGUUAAUGACAAUGGUUUUUUUUCAUUAUUGACUCCUACUGGUAACUUAUAUCCGUUUUUAAUUCGAUUCUGAUAUUUUCGAGGCGUACCUCGGACGCAGUCUAGCUGCUAUAUGCCGGUGCACACGAAUUGUCUCUAGUCACCACAUCACAUCAAUUCCUACAACGAUGUAUUGUAAUAUAAAUUCAUGUCGAUUUUCGAUAACUAAUAAUGAAAUGUUUUGUUUUUGUCGUUGGAUUCACCAUGGUAAUAAUAUUUCGUUUCUCGUCUAUUAACUCUUGCUAUUGAUUUUUUUUAUGUAAUACAAAUGUGAAUAAUAAUAUUAUCAUUCAAAUAUUAAGAUUAUAAUACUAACUGUAGUAGUUGUAUGUUUUUAGUACAUAAAUAUUUUUCUCAAAAUAAUCGAUAUUUUUUAUAAUGGUAUAUAAUAAUUAAAACAAUAUUAUUUUAAUAUUUUGUUCGUACUCGACAUAUGAAUUUAUGAUUCUUUUAGAUUCUAAAUGUAGCUAGGACUUAUUGGUUUUACUAUGAUGUGGUUUUGUUUGUAUUUGUAAACAAUUUUUCUACCAGAAAUGUUGCCUCAAUCGAAAAAUUAAUAAAAAUUGUCUUACAAUUAUUUUUUUUUCUAGUUGGUGUGUUUAGGCGGUUAUUUUUUGUUUGUUUUGCUAAAAACAAGCAAUCUCUUGUAUAAUUUCAGUUGAUUUCCGGAUUACUUUGGCAACAAGAGAGUUGUAUUAUACCCUGAAAAUACCGGGUAACUCAGUUGGUAAAUAUUGUAUGAAAUCGAUUUUAUAUUUGAUACUGGUGAAAAAUAAUUAUUUUUAUCCGAUAUGUGGGGGUGCUAUUCGUGUAAAUGUUUUUUUUCUAAAACCGAGAGGUUUUUCGAGUAUUCAAAAUUGUUUCGAAUGUGUCUGUUCUAUACUCGUACUUGAUGUAGGCUAGUCCUUCUGGGCGUCUGCUUACAAGUUGCAGGUAUACUAGGUAAAAUGCAUUCGACGUCGUUUCUAUUGUGUCCCGAAACAUUCCGAAAAAUCCGCAUAAAAAGGGUCCGGAGCGCCGCGAGCGUUCUCCUCGUACGAGUGUACAGCAGCAGUACGAGUAUGUUUCGUCGUGCGUUCUGGUUUGUCGGGACGUAUAAGCGUCGCUGCGUGUAUUGCCCGCGUGUACCCGCAGUGCACAUCAAGACUCUGACACCGCCGCCACCGGUGCGCACAUAAUAGGGGGAAAAACUGGUUCAUGGUAGGUACAAAGACCCAUAGACCCGGGCGAAGACGUUCCCCCGCGACGUGUGCGCUCGGAUCGUUCCACCGCGCGCGCCGCCGUCCUAGUGCUCGUAAUACGAAACGGCCGUACAACGUUGCGUUGUUACGGCGGCCGCGGCGGCUGCUGCUAUCACCCGUCGGUGACUGGAUUGCGUUGUGGCCGCGGUGGUGCGGGGGAGGUGUCGAAAUGUUGGUAACCUUGACGGGAAAAUUGUUGUAUGUGUGUAUCGCCCGGCCGGGUGUAAUUGACCUGUGCCGCCGUCACCGCCUCGUAUGAACGCCUCAAUGUAGCAAAUAAAAAAAAAAAAAAAAAAAAAAAAAAAAAAAACCAAAAAUGUAUACUUUAUACGCAUUAUUCAAAUAAUAUUAUAUAUUUCUAUCACGCGAAAGCGUCCUUGUCCGUCACCUUCUUUAAGCCUGCCCAUCUCACCGUUGUCCCCUCGUGGACAGAUUUUCCCUUUAAUAAUAUAGCACUUUGAGCAUCAUAGGAUUAUAUAGACAUUCCUUCUCCCCUCUCCCCGCUCGAGAAAGAAUAAUGUUCAAAAUAGUACUAUAAAUAUUUAAAAUCGCAAAGAACUCAUAGUACAUUAGCAUUGUAUUUAAAUAAAUAAAAAAAAAAAAAACCUCUAAAUUGUUCUUUUCAUCAAUAUUGUCACAAUAGUUUUUUUUUUCAUUUCUAGAUGAUCUUGAUAUUUUUUUUUCGCUGUGGUUUAUUUUGUAUAUGUUAUAUUAAUAAUGAUUGCAGUGAAACAAACACAUUUUGCAAUUCCGCAAUGUUAUUUUUUUAAACAUAUUUAAAAUAAAUAACUGGUUUUAAAUUACUUAUACGAUAUAGGUAUUAUUUUUAUAUUAUCAAAUGGUUUAGUUAUCUUUCGUUAUUAUUGUAAUAUUACAUUGUUUUAUAUGUUUUGUUGAUGACGGUGGAAACGUCUUUUCUCAAAAUUGUCUGUAAAGGGGUUUAUUGCUCUUUUGAAACAAAAAUCUAGAUCCCAACAAUUUUUCUAAUCAAAUUUAAAAGAUCCAAAACGGUACGUAUGUAUUAUUUUUGUAGAUUACUCGGUGACCCUAAUAGUUACAAGGGGAAACGACACAACUAUAAUAAUAGUGUCUAUAAUGCUGUACAAGUUUACCGAACUCUGCUCAGAAUCGUGUAUUGAUCGCAAUGAGUUAUCGUUGUUUUCGAUAAAUAUAAUAGUAAAUCUGCUCUAUAUAUAUAUCCCAUACACCAUUCCAACUUUCCACCUUACACAACAGUGACCCUACCCCCGCCGCCGUGCGAAAUGCGUCCGACUUAUAAAUGAUAAUUAGAAUCCACUUUUUCGUCUUAUUAAUGCCGCCGUCCCGGCUCUCGUUACCGUUUUUCUGAUAUUUGGGUUACGCGUAACUCCGUGACACGGAUUUCCCGAACGGUCGCCGAUGCGCAAUAAUACCCGGCGGUCGUUCUACAUUUCAUCGCGUGUGUUUGCCCCGCCGUUCACACGCUCCUCGGACGGAAACUCAAUAUAGUCUGUGUAUUAUAAAGACGAAAUCCAAUCGUGUCCGCGACACGACGGCGCGUAGAACAAUAUGCCCGUAUGUUUAAUUACUAUUAUUGACGUAUUUUAACAAUUUUUUUUUUCCAAUGUUUUUGAACCGCUCACUCGACCCUCCCCCCCCCUUAAAUAUCGUGUAUACUUAACGGAUUUUUAACGAUUUAGUCCCACCGUUUUAUUUAUCUAUAUAUAUUUAUAUAUUCUUCCGGUCGUGUACACACAUAUUGGUACUCGCUGUCGGUGGCGGAGCAAGUCGUUCGUAUAUGUAUCGCGUGCGUGUGUGUGCGAGUAUAACGAACAAGACAGUCACUGCACACGAUGUGUGUCCUCCAUCACGGGUGGCCAUUUUCGUGUUUUUUGGGACGUGUAAUUUUUUUAUUAUAAGUUUUUUUUUGCAUUUGCGUUUGCAUCAUUUGCCGCGCGCCUAAUAAUAAUCGGUUCGGUCGGGCGGCUCCUAUAGUAUAUUAUGCCGUUAAAUCCAGAAAACCUUGGAUAACGCAGCGGCGGUUUUAAACGAUUCGUUUUCUUCUUAGGUUACCAAUAUGUAUUGUAUAACGCAUCCGACUGUCCGCAUUCUCGCGCGCUCGAUCGUCGAGGGCAUCACCGCGACGACAAUCAAGGUGUUCUGUCUGUCUCUGUCUCUCUCUCUCUCCCUCUCCCUCUCUCUUUCUCUCUCUCUCAUUUUUUCCUUUGCUCAGCCGCCUCUCCGCAAUCCCCUAAAGAGUCAUCAUAAUCGCGCAGCGAUGUACCGCCGUUUCUCCCCUAUUUUACUGCGCACUUGUACAUAUAUUGAUCAUCGUCAUCCUACUCCGAACGGCAGCCCCAUCGAAUGAGCAUAUAUAUGUAUAAUCACGACUAUAUUAUACUGCACGAGGCUAAAUUCGCAGUCGAAAAAAAAAUCGAAUCCCACUACGGUGGCAGUAGUGUUGGAGCCCUUUUCAUUUUUUCCCUAAAGUCCGCGUCGGGUGUGUGUGCAUAGUAUGCCGCGUGUGAUCGGUGCAGGGUGCAGGAAGAGGGUGCGGCGGUAAACGCACGAGUAUAUAAGCCACUGCUCCCCGUCGUAUACCACGCGUUUACUGCCCUCGGUAUAUACGGGCGCCACCCGGACCGUCAACGGCACAGGACAGUAAUUUAAAAUCCGACUUUGUCGGCGGCGGGGUCGGGCGCGCAACGUAAUGAUACGGUCGCCAUGGUUACGGCCGCCGUCGAGGCAGAUGGCCCGGCGACGCGACCCGAGACUGACGACGACGCCCCCGUUUCCUCUUGUGGCGGCAGUCGUACGUCCCGCCCCAUCGCCAUUCGGCCCCGGUGGCUCGGUGGCUGCCUUCGGCAGUGGUGGUUGUAGUACAGUAUGCGGGUCCGCUGCUAUAUAGCAGAAGGGGAUUAAUAAUUUUGCAAUCCCGGGCCACGAGAUCGUUAAAAACACGAGACGGUACCGUUGUUGGGUCACUUCGUAUUUUCCACUAUAUUAUAUAUACGUUCACCUAUAUAUGUCCUAUAUUAUACAUAUUUCGUAAGAUUGUGAAGACCGUAAAGUCUAAAAUAUUCGUAUAUUACAUGUUAUAUACGUAUAUAAACAAAUCCAUUUCAUUAUAUUAUUAUUUGGUUCCAAUAAAGAAGGACUUAAAUCAUAUUUGGAUAAUUCCUAAUACAAAUAAAUUUUGAAAUUUUGAAAAUACAUAUAUUUUUACAUACACGUAUGCACUCAUUUUUAAAAUAAUUGAAAAAAAAAAAACGAAAAUAUACUUCGCUCGAUGGCUGUGCCAUUCUUGUAGGUGAGAAGUUGGGAAGGUAGAGGGGAAGUUUAAUGUAUAUCUGUUCGUAAAAAUUAAUCAUUUACAAUGAAAAACGAUUCAGAGCGGAGUUAGAUUAUCGGUUAUAGAUAUUUUGAAAGGCGGUAAUGUUUACGAUUUUCGUCUAAAUUUGAUAUUAAAAUUCUACAUUUCACUUAUUUUUUUUUUGACCCCUAAGUACGACUUUUAAUAAACCUCUUAUAAAAUUUUCAAGCAUUUCUGUUUGGUCCAACAAUUUUAUCUACAGUGUAACUAUCAAAUACAAAUUACGUUAAACAAUCGCAAAAUUAAAAUAUCUAUAAGUAAUUCAAAAAUAGCUAAAAUGUUUUGAAAAUCUUACCAAGUCUAGAAAAGGUAAAUAUAAAUAUUCUGUUCAAAUUUCAAGUCAGCGAAUAAUUUAAAAUAAUUCACAAUAAAAAAACAAAAUUGGAAAUAAUAAAUGUCGUAAAUUUUUCCCUUUUUCUAGAGUUUUUCCUAGUUUUUCACAAUUAUUAUGAAAACCUCUUGAAAAAACAAAAUAUGACCUCUUUAAAGUACCACCCAGAUAGUAUUUCAUUUCAGUAAAGAUGCUACAUUUGAAAAUCUGAGCAAUUUUUCUGGUUAAAAAGUUGAUCACAGAUUAAAAAAAACUGCCCCAGCUUAAUAAUGGGGAUUAGGAACGGGUGCGGCUACUGUUAUAGGUAAUUUUAUAUAUAUCUGUAAGCAAUGAUUUACCAUUGCUAAGGAAAAAACUAUUUUGAGUGGAGCUAGGUUGAUAGUGUUCUUUUGUCAACAAUAUACUAUAUGUUAUGGUAAAAUAAUUUCAUAUGAAUUACUCAUAUUGUCUUCAAAAAAUAAUAUUUGUUUUAUGUUGUUCUUUUUUCCCGUUUUCCCCAUUUAUUGGGAAAAUCAAAAAUUGACCUCCCCAGUCCGAUAUCCUUUUAGAAAAAGUGCUACCAUUGAAAAUUGGAACAAAAAACUGGUAGAAGAGAGGUCCAUAGAAAAAUAAAAUAAAAAUAAACAUCAUUAUAAAUCCAAUACAUUCAUUGUUUCGCUCAGAAUCUAAAAAUGUCAAAAGAUGACUUAAGACCUUUUAAGAACUAUCAAUCCCUUUUGAAAAAUUUUAAAUUAGAAUCAUUUAUUAUAAAAAAUUAGAGGCAGAAAAAUACGAAAAUUCGAACUAAUAGAUAGUUUAAAAAUUUAAUUGUAUUAAAUUUAUUUUGAAAGCAGGUUUAAAUUCUGGAAUAAAAAUUCUGACCAAAAAAAUUUCUAAUUGAACUAUAUUUAAAUCAUAAAAUUUAAAUUUUUUCUACCAGCAAUUUCGUUUCGAUGUUUAAUGAUAGUACUUUUUCUAAAAGGAAAUCGGACUGGGAAGGUUAAUUUUUAAUUUUCCUAGCUGUUUUCAUAAUAAACUGAGAAAAAACGGGAAAAUUAAACAAAUAUUAUCGAACUCCACUCAGAAUCGUAUUUCGUUAGCUAUGAUUAAUCUUUGCGUAUAGAUAUACAUUAAAUUCCCCCUCUACCUUCUCAACUUCUUACCUAUAACAGUUCACCCAUCGUGCGAAGUAUGUUUGUUUGAUUUGAUUUUUAUGUAUAAAUCCAAGAAAAAUACGACAGUGUAUCGUAAAAAAUUACAUUCUUACCAUGGGCAAAAUGGUGCAACUCAAAAUUGCUGUUUUUUUAUUUUUUUUGAGUUACAAGUUUACAACAAUAAUGUUUUAUUUGUGCGAUAUACUUAAGUAUAUGUGUAUGGUAUAUUUUUAUUUAGAAGUCGCUCAACGUUCAUAACAGUAUCCGGAUACGGCAAUGACCGCUGUCGUCCCACACACUCGCGCGCGCGCUGACAAGUUAUUAAAUAUUAAUCUUCGCGAUUAUACCGUUCAUAACCAUAAUAAACUAUCUAUAUAGCCCAUAUAGGAUAGAUAGUAUUAUACGUAUAUUAUGCGAGUAGUUAAUAAUCAGAUUAAAUUUCCAAAACCCUGAUCAUUAUUUUUAUUAAAAAUUAUUUUCAUUGGUUGUAUUUAAUUGAUAUCGGAUAGCUAGGUUAGGUUAGGUUCCUUUUCUAUUCGGGAAUUUCACUGAAAUAAACAACACAUCAUGUAUUUUUAGGGGUGUUUUUCGGGAGGAGGGGGUUUAUAAAUCAUUUAAUCGUAAGAAAUUAAAAAUUAAGAAUAAAUGUUUUAUCAGUAUCAUUACCACAGUCAGUCUUCGAAUUUGUAUGCACCUUGGGUUUUUAUGACCCAAAUGAAUUUUGUUGAAUAUUUUUGGUCGAUUAAUAUACGAUUCUUUUAAAAUGAAAUUUUCCACUAUAAAUUUGGUCAAAGAAUGUAUUAUUAUUUCAUAAGAUUGGUGAUUAAAACCUAUUUUUGUAAAGGCGCAUAUUCCAUCAUCGUUCAUAUAAUGUAUAAUAUUAUCGAAUUUAUAUCUCAAAUUCCUCGUUCCACUAUUGCACCGUUGCGUUCAAAACCUUAAGGAAAAUCAAAAUUAUAUAUAUUCUAUUAAUUAUGUUUAUUAAUAAAAUGUAAUAUCGUGUUAGUCUAAAAUCGGUAAUAUCCCGACGAAUCCUGGACGUAUAGCAACCGACAUAACAUGAAAUACACUGAAAAUAUCGUUUGAUCUUCUUGGUGCAUUCUGGACAUCAUAUUUCGAUUUCCUUUAUAGUUUUCUUAAUAAAUAGAAAAAACUGACAAUUUUGAAAAUCAUUUUUGGCGAUUUCCGGGUCACUUUGGCAACAAGGGAAAUAAAUCGCACUUAUACAGUGUUCGGAAUCGUUCUUCAUUAACAAUGAUUUAUCAUUACGUAAUGAUAUAAACUACAUUACCUAUUAUAUAUAUUCUCCCUUCCAACUUCUCUCCUAAAACAGUGAUACACACUAUACACCUAUCAGCAGUAUCAGCUUUUAAUAUAGAAUUGCGACAAGUAAAACGUUGUCAAAAUGGCGAGAAAGAUUUAUCGCAUAUUUUAUGAUUAUCGAGAUUUGUACCAGAAUUUUGCGCUGGAUUUUGCAAAUUAUUUAUAUAAACUAUAAUAUAUUUUGGUGAUUUAUUUGAUGUAUCGCCGAGCACGAGCAUAUCAUGAUGGUUUUUUUUCUCACCCUGUAUAUACGUAUACAAUAAUAAUAACAAAAUAAUAAUCGAUUUCGAACGGAAUCCGUUAACUACACGAGCUAUACGUGCAAUUAACACGCGACUUAAAUUGUCAGAAGGGGUUAUUGACAUGCAGUUGUUACAGUUUAUCGCAUUACUUGUACGAGUUACUUACAUAUAAUAUAAUCAUCAUCGUACAUGUGUAAUGUGUAUGAAAUCACAAGAUUUUUGUUUUAUUCGUUCAAACAUUAUAUUAGAUACGAUAUAUUCCUUCUUGCAGCGAUGUGUAUAGUUUAUUGGUUUGCAACAACCUCACAAAAAAAGAAAAACAGUAUUCGCUCCCUCUGUAUACAGAGGUCCCAAGAUGGUUUGACACUUAAAAUAACUUUUGUUCUAUUCAAUAUUUUUAAAUAACCAGUAUGCUUCUAUUAAUAUAUAAUUUUUUUUUUUUAAAUGGGGAAGUUCAAAUAAAAAAAUUAAAGAAAAUUUUUGGACAAUUUUUUGAAGUUUUAUAAAUUUGAAUAUUAUGGUCGUUUAUAUUAUAUUAUAAUAUUUAAUCAAUCAGAUUAAUUAUAUUGUAUAAUAUUAACUCAUGGAGAAAAAAAUCAUUCGAUACGAAUGCCACUUGUUCGAAAAAUAAUAAGAACCGUUUUCAAAAACCUGUCCCUGUCACAUAUUAACAUACUGGACAUAGUGCACACUAAACAAAAUACUACCUGACGUGGUUUUGCAUAACAAAUCAGGGUUUAUUUUCAAUUAAUUUCCUCCAAAGUUUUUAAUUGUAAAUUGUAAUUUCUCCACCAAAAAAAAAAAAAAAAAAAAAAUUAUAUAUAUUAACUGUAGCGUAGAGGUAUAUUAAUUAUUAAAAAAUACGUCCUAAAAUAACGGAGAUGGGUGCAGUCACUGUUAUAGAAAAUUUAUUGUAUACCUGUAAACUGAUUUCCCAAGUUUUUCCCGGUUUUUCAAAUUUGCUGGGAAUAUCCAAAAAUGACUUCCUUAAAGUACCUCCCUAGUCAGCUUUACUUUCAAAAAAGUGCUAUAAUUGUAAAUUAGAGAAAAAUUUCUAGUAAAAAAGUUGUAUACAGAAAAAAAAACCAUGAUAUUUCUUUACUAAUUCCUUUUUCAACAUUUUAUCCCAGUUCUUCCUAGGUAUGAAAACCGCUUGAAAAAUCAAAAAAUGACCUCCAUUGUAAUUCUACCAUGGAUAUAAAAUAGGUACAUCCAAAAUGCAUUUGUUUCUUCUCUGUUUAGGGUUAAAAGGGGAAUAAUAAGUGCAAAACAAUUUUUUUCGAAACACUGGUUUGACUCGUGAACACUAAGAUAACAAUAGGUAUGUAUAACUAUUCAGCUACGACAAACACAUUAGAGAAUAGUCAAUAUAGAAUUAUUUUACAUAACAUAUAAUAUUAGAACUUCAAAAAGCUAUAAUUUCGAAACUUAGUCAGUCCGCUUAAUUCAACAUCACUAUUAUAUCGGCAAUAUACAAAUCAAGUGAUCAAAAAAAAAAAAAAAAAAAUGAACAUUUAGAUUUGUUCCACAUAAUUUUUUAUUCGAAAAAUUUUCGUCAAAAUUUGAUAUUAAAAUUUCUUGAUAAAUACUACAUUAAACUCAUUUUUUUUUUUUUUUUUUUGAUUACAAAUUAAGAUUCCUUAUGAACCUGUAAAUCUUGAAUCAUUUCUGAUCAAGUCUUACAAUUUUACCACAGAGUACCUACCAAAUAAAAAUCACGUACAAAAAUACCCUUACAAAAUUAAAAUUUGUAUACAUUUUCUGAAAAUUUUACUUCAUCUAGAAAAGGUAAAUAUAAUUUUUCUGUAUAAACUUCAAGUCUAUGAAUAUUUUUAACUGAAUUACAACAAAUAAUGAAAUUGAAAAAUAAUAAAAGCAUUAUUUUCUUAAAUUUUCCGUUUUUCUUAUUAUUUAUCCUGGUUUUUCUCAGAUAUUAUGAAAACCGAUUGGAAAAUCAAAAAAAUGACCUCCCAAAGUACCAUCUGAAUAAUAUUCCCUUUCAGAAAUGGUGCCGCUAUUAUAUACAUCGAAGCAAGAUUUCUGGUAAAAUUUUUGUACAUAGCAUAAAAAAAUAAAUAAAUAAAUAUCUUGGUAAAACCAAUACAUUAUUCGUUACACGCAAAAUUUAAAAAAAUGUAUACCUUUAUUUAAAAUAUUGAAUAGAACGUAAGUAAUUUUAAUAGUGUUAGAUCAUCGUAGUACACUCUGUAUACAUAUAUAUAAAUGGUGAUUAUUUUUUUAGCGAAAUUGUUUAUAUCAAAAAGGUCUUUUACAGAUUUAUAAUAUUCAAGCGAACGCAUUCAUAUUUAAAGUUUAUAUAGUAUAUACUAUGUACGUAUACGCGAUGACAAUGAUCUAUUUUGAUUGCAAGGUAUUCUUUUAUCCUGAACUAGUGUUUCUCAAUUCGGAGGAGAGGGUUUGAUAUUUUUUUUUAAAAAAAACAUAUAUUUCAAAUAACGUAGAUAUAAUAAUAUAAUAAUUAAUGAUAACAAUUUUUAAAUUGUAGAAUUUAUAUGUAUUUAUUUAUAUUUACUAAUUACUAUGCUUACCUAGCAUAACUAAAAAGAAGCUCACUAGUUAUUUUUGACCAUUAUAAAAAGGGGAUGUAAGUUUUUAAAUUCACUGUGUAUCUGUAUGAUUUCUUCGGUCGUUGUAUUGUAUAGAAUUUAAUCUUAUUUUUACGACAUUUUCACAAUUUAUUUCGCGGUUUGUCUCUAAAAAUCGUUUAAAAAUGCCAUUAGAAAAAAGACAUAUAUAGGUUUUUAUCAUAUUAAAUCGUCAUCUUACAUUAUAAACGGAUUAUCAAUUUGAGCAAUAUAAGUUUUGUCCUCCGCGCGUAUAAUUCGGUCAACAAUUUAACAUUUUCGGUACAGUUAUUUUAUUUAUUAAUUUUUUCGGUUGCAAUAUGGCAUGUAAUAUAUAUUAUUUACAAUUUAUUAAACACGAUGAUAACGGCCACAUGCGCGUUUAAAUUACGUAUAGUCACCUCACCUCUACUCGUACAUUUUCUCGCUCAUCGCUUCCUCGCUGACACCGUUCAUACGUAUGUUAUGAAUAUGUAUAUAUCCCUCUCUGAUGUGUACCACACACGUGCGUCCCGGUUUAACUUGAAAUUUGUUCGCACGGGUCCCCCGCGAAACGCAAAUAGAUUUUCGGGCGAUUAAAACUCGCGCGUCGACGUGUUUUGCACUGCGAACCGUUGCAUGCGGGCGUCGUCGUGUGUGUCGAAAACUGGCGGAAAUUUAAUAACUAUAACGUAACAUCGUCUCGUAUGCGUAUUUUGCGUACGUGCGUUCUUCCGUAUUGCUGCACUCGCGUUAAUUAUAUGUACAUCGAUGAUAGUAUUUAAAAAAAAACCGAACGUUUUCACACAUCAUGCAAAAAUCGUGGCAGGCCCCUAGUGUUGUAGGCAGAAAAAUUUAGAAGGUACGAUAAAGUGAUUUGGUUUAAAUAUAUAUAUAUAUAUAUAUAAAAGAGAGACAGACAUUAAAGCAAACGAUUCUAAGCGAACAAGUUCGGUAAAUUUAUAUUAUAUAGAUUGUGGUUCCCUCUUGUAAGUUGUAAUAACCAGAAGAGGUAACUCAGAAAUCAACGAAAAUAAAACCAAUGAUAUUAUUGAUGAUUAAUCAUUGUGGGUUUUUUGGUUUUUAAUUUUUAUGAAAAUAAAUACAACCUGGUGGAAAAAAAUGUGCGUUUAAAAUGAAGGUUGCCUUACGGAGAUACGACUUGAAUAAUUAGGAACAUUUUUACUAAUCAAAAACCUUUUUUUUAGAGGAAAAAAUGCGUGCACACGUCUUAGAGAAAUACUCUAAUAGCAGCUUCGCUAUACUGGGAAUCUAAAAAAAAUCACGUUUUCGUAUUAUUUAUAAUACAGUUUCCGGAGAAUUCGAUUUUUUUAAAUGGAAAAGGCGUUACUGAAUAUCAUAUUUUCGUUUCCUAUACACGGACGUUGGCGCCAACUCAAUCAUCGCCGUCGAGUCAAUAAUAUAUGGUUAUACGUCAAAUUGACGAAAACUAAUAUUUAAAAUAGCUGAUAUUGCUGAUAGUUGUACCACUAUUGUAAGUGGGAAGCUGGGUAAGUAGGAUACAUAAAGUUAUUUAAUAACGAUAAAUCAAAAAUGCUAACAAAAUAUUAUUCUGAGCAAAGUUCGGUUGCAAAAUAUCAUUUUGAAAUGCCUUAAUUUUGUUUACGAUUUUCGUCAAAGUUAUAAUAAAGUGCGCGUUUUGCUUGUUUUUUCUGUUCCGACGUAUUUCAAGUUUUAACUCUUAGUUAUAAUUUAAUCAGUGUAUGUAUGAUUUAAAGAUUAUUAAUAUAAAUAUUCAUCACUUUUAAGGCUAGUAUUUUCGCUCUUUUUCUGCGACUGCAUUUAUCAAAAGUCGAACGUUGUGGCGUUUUAUCAAUAUGUUCGAUCUGGGUUUCUGAUCUAGGGAUCUGCCCUCGCAUCUUGUCGCGAAAAAGCCGCGUAGACAAGGAGCGAUUGCAUCGAGAGCGAAGUACGUCGCGCCCGUUAUUAAUUUCUCGCACGUCCCUUCCGCGGAAGCCGUGCGCGUCGCGCCGAGUGUCGCCGCAUUAAGUAAUGUAUAGAUGGCAGCGAAAUCGGGGCCACAUCCAAAACGGGGUGGAUGUCUUACCCGACCAUCCUGUCGUCAAGGCCACCGCCGCGAUCUCCCGGGAUUGCACUGCAUCCUAGCCUCUCGCGGGUUGCUGUUUUUUCGCCAAACAAUUAUCGCGCUUAUUAUUCGGCCUCCGUGGUAUGUAUGAUCAAAACGCUCAUUUAUUAUCUGAUGUUUACACAUUUUAACGAGAGUAAAACUCAAAGUGCAUCCUGUUUAAAACACUAAUUAGAAAAUAAUAUAAUAUCGAUGCAAUAUUUCACAAAUUUAAUUAUUUAACAUUAAGUGCGAGGACACGACUUUCACAUCAUCGUCAUGUAUAAAUUCAAAAUCGAUUCGGAAAAUUGAAUAUUAUUAAUACUGUUCAUUAUUGUUUCGGAGCGGUCUGUGGAUUUGUUUUCCUUCGCGGAGCAUGUACACGCUGGACUGUACAACCGCCACCCCUGUUGCAGUCGCUUUCUACCGCCGUCUCGCCCUCCAGUCUUCUACGCCACUGUCUCGCAUUCAUCGCAAACAGUAUUAUAUGUAUAUAAUAAAACACACGGGUUUCCCUCUCGCGUAUAUAAUAACACAAUACGAGACGACAAAGUGCGCAACAAACUUACACGAGGCACAAACCCUAGCAGGGUGGUGACCGCGCAAAACUACCGAAGGGUAAAACUGCCGCUGCCAUCGAAUGUGUAUUAGUGUGUGUGAGUGUGUGUGUUUCUGCGCACGCGCGCGCGGAUAAGUAGGAAAGUCGGAGACGAAAACAACAGAGGCUGGCGGUGGCUUAAUUUAUACGGUGACGGCGGCGCCGUCUGCCCGGUUUUCGGGGACUGUAUAUUUUGAGUGAAAAAAUACUUGCGAUAAUCGACUGUAGUGUUCCUACUCCCAAAUUGUUCAGGUAGUCGUUAUGAUUGAAAAUAUAUCUCCUCCCCGCUCAUUACCGUUUUAGCAAGACGCAUAGUAUAAUACAUUCUGUAAAAGAUUAAUGUUUUCGGGUAUGUAUGUUAUGUACACUAUAUGCGAACGACUCGCGUAACCUAUCAUAGCGGUAUAGAAUUGAUUUUGAUCAAUGGUACACUCAAACAAACCGAUAUUUAUACUUGGGCGUUUAUUUUUUUCCGAAAGCGCACCUCUUCAAUAGAUACGUUCACAACUGAGUACAUUUAGGCUGCAGAGCGUCGUAUAAGCUCUCAUAAAAGAUGUCCAAAUUUGUUAUCUAUAUCUGCUUUUAAAAUCGUUAUAUUUAAAUGUAUUAUCCAUCACAGUAAAUAAAAGUAUUUCAUUUUUAUUUUUUCUACUGGCAUACCUAUACUCUCUAAGGGUUUUCAACUCCCUAACUUAAUAAAUUUUUUUCUUCCGCGUUAAUUCAUCUUUUUCGGGAUCUUCAUAGAGGCGGUCAUUUUCUCGAGGUUUCUAUUCCAUUUCUACUCAUCUACUGUCUCGUUUUCACCUCUCUUUUCAUUAUAUGAAUAACCAUUUUAUCAUUUAUGACCUACCAUCGAUAAAACAACUAGCGUACGUUAAAGUACAUUAAACGUACGAAUUUUAAAAACUAUCCGAUCCUUAUGAUGGACUUAUGACGAUCUCUGAUGCUGUACGACAGAAUUUAAUGUGCUAUUUCUUCACUCGUUUCUUUUGUUGUUAAACGGUGGCUUUAUUCUAUUUUUUUUUUCAUUUAUACUUUAUCCUUGAUUGUAAUACAUUUCAACGCUCACGAGAAAACGUAGGUAUAUUAUAUUAAAAUAAUAUUCGUACUUCACCAAGGAUUUAUAUAUUGAUUCCCAUAAUGGUGUCUUCGUCGAUUAAACACGCGUACUUUCUUAUUAUAUUAUAUUAUAUUACCGAAUAUAAUAUUCGAUUAUUUUAAAUGAUAAUAAGCUAGACCAGUUAUUUUAGAUUUCGGGUGUAGUGAGGGAACUAUUGGUUUUACAAUGCUGUAAAUUUGCAAUUUUUUUUUUGCUUUAUUCUAGUCGGUAGACACGUUUUUUCCAAGUAAACUUGCUCCGAUCUUUAUGAACCACUAGUUCAAGUUGUCUAGAUUGUACUUAAUACAGGUCAUUUUUUGAUUUGCGCGGCCAUUUUUUAAAUAAAAGCAAUUAAGUGGGAAAAAACGUAGGAAAACGUACAAUUUCACGAUUUCAUUAUUUUAUAAAAACACGGACGACGUUUUCUACCAGAAAAAAUGAUUUAAUCGAAAAAUCACAAGAUACCUUUUUUGUUGCUUUUUUAAUUUACUUUCUUACGGUGUAUUGCCAAAACUUUUGAGCUUUUAAGGAAUUUUAAUUUUUGGGAGUUUUUUUUACUGUAAUUCGAUUAUAAAUACGCGUAAAAACUUGAAACUUGGUAAUAAUAUUUAUAUUGAACUUACCUAGAUGUGGUAAAAUUUUCAAAAUAAACAGACGACUUUUUUUCCUUUUUGUAAUUUUUUUACAGUGCUACUUUUUAUAUAUAUAUGUACUGUAGACCACUUUUAUCCUUAAAAACAUGCUCCAAUGUAUAAGUGUAUCACCUUUUCUGAAAGUCAAUUUUAUCUACUUGGUAAAUACAUAAGUCAUUUUUUGAUUUUCAAAACGGUAUUUGAAAUAAAAAACGAUUAACCUAGGGAAAAAAAUACAAUUUUUUUAUGAUUUCGUUAUUUUAAAUAAGUACCUACCACGUUUUUUAGCACAAAUAUGGCACCAAUUGAAAAACGACAAGAAAUCUUUUUUGUUGAAUUAUUAAUCUUGUUUAAAUAAUGUGGAUCAAUUAAUGAUUUUCAAAUUAAUUUUCAUAAUAAUCGGAAAAAAACGUAGGAAGGUUAGGUUAAAAAAAAAUUACAGCACUUUAAAUUAUGUAUUGUCGAAGUGCGCUCGAAAUUGUCUUUCGUCAGCAAUGGUUUAUCAUUACAGGUAUAAAUGAAUUAACCUUAUACCUACCUUCCCAACUUCUCACCUACAACAGUGGCCCCACCCGUCCCCAAUAUCAGCUUUUUUUUUUUUCUAUGGAAGUAUUCAAAUCAGAUUCGUCGGCGAGUCAAUUAUUGGUAUUAUUAAAUUGUGUAAUUAUAAUAUUAAAUCUUUUGUUUAAAUGUAUUAAUAUAUGUAUGCGUAUACGAAACAAACGCCAUCACAAUAUUACAUAGGUUUUAUAAAACCAGAUAUACCUGCAGUGAACGAUUAGCGCGUGUAAUAUAAAAAAAAUAGUCGAAGAAUCUUUUUUUUUUCGUUUCGUUUAAGUGGUUUUUUUAACGUUACCCGACAGCGAGCAUUACAAUAUAAUAUUAAGAAAUAUCAUUGCCAAGUGAUAAUAAAAUACCAUACGCCGCGGCGGCGGUACAUGGUCAAAUCGAGAGUAUAUAUGUACCUACUAUAUAGAUAAUUCAUUGUUUGCGGACGUUGACAAUAUUUUUAUCCGCUAUCGUCAAGGAUACUACACUGCAAUAAGUGCAUGUCGUGUAUAGUGCAUUGAACAGGUGCAGUUUAUUCUUUUGUUUCCCGAAAUCAAGAAAUUAUUCGAUUUUCUAACAGUCGACAACGUGCCGAGCGAUGAUUGUUUUGUGGCAAUCUCCUCUAGGAAAAUUUGGAGGUAUUCACGAAUUGCCUCCGAUCUGACCCUCGAAUUGCUUCACAUGAAUUUUAUUUUUAAAAAGGUUACUCGAAUUGCUUCCUAUUUUUAGGUAGUGAACCUUUUAUACUCGAAUCGCCUACUAUAUUCAUAAUUCAUCGAUUUCUAACUUUACAUUAUAGGAAAUAUUAAAAAUUAAAUUCAAAGUCAAAGUUGAUCGAUUUAAUGUUUAUUAAGAUUAAUAAAUAAUAAUAAACAUAUUAAUAUGUUAUAUAGUCAAAAUAUUAAGUUUGUACAUACAAUAGUUAUAAAUAUUUCAGUAAAUAGUUCGAUAUAGUAGUAAUAAUUAAUAUUAAUAAAAAGUAAUAAAUAGGAAAUGCAUAAAAUAAUUUAGACAAAAUAUGAAAAUGUACGGAAAUACCGUACCUAUUUCUUAAAAAUAAUAUUUUUGAACAUUACGGAAAUUUAUAUAAUAAUCGAUAGUAUAGGUACAGUUAUCUAUGUAUUAAUUUAUUUUAUUUUAUUAGAAUAAACGCCAAGCGGCUUUUGGAACAAUAAUAUAUACAGAGUAAUAAAAGUUACAAUUUAAUGAUAAAUAAUGUAAAAUAUAAAAAAAAAACAAUCGUAAAAACAUAUAAAACUAAUUUUACAAUUAUUUUAAAGAGAAUUACCAAUAAUUAAAACUAUAAUGUGAGGUGUUGAAGCAGGACAGAGUAUGAAUAAAUUACACAUUACUGUAGGUUUUCGACAUCAUUCUGAUCAGAGGAGAAUUUUUAGCAAAAUUAGUAUGGCUAACUGGUAGGUAAAAUAAUCUCUUAAACCUGGUGCUACCAGAGACACAAAUUUCGAGUCGUUCUAACAAACGGGGUGCAUCAAUAUAUUCUUCAAUAAGCCCAUUAAUAAAUCGAUAACUGGAGAUAUUACGACGUUCGGUUACAAAUUUAAGACCAAGAACAUUGUUAAUAUGACUAUAAUCGUAGAGUGGGUAUUGAAUGUUAAGACAAUAACUGGUAAAACUCAGAAAACGGUUCUGAAAAUUGUCUAGAUGCUGUAUGUCCCUUAAGGUAUAAGGGGACCAAUGAACAACCUCAUAUUCUAAUAACGUGCUUACUAGCAAGCUAAAUAAUGAUGAAGGACAUUUGGGACAGUCGAAGUUCGAUGAAUGACGCCUUAAAAAACCUAGUACAUGGAGAGUUUUGCAAACAAUAAAAUCAAUAUGAGGUCGAAAAUCAAGUGAGGGAACAUAGAGGAAGCCCAAAUCCUUAACUUCGAUAACGCGUAUGAGGGGAAAAGAUUCAAAACAAUAACCAAACUUAAUAAAUUCUCUGGUGCGAUGAAAAGUCAUUACUUUACAUUUAUUGGUAUUUAUGGUUAUUUCCACUGAAUUACACCAUCUAGCAAAUUUGGUUAUAGCGUUCUAGAGAAGAAAACAGUCAUCAAGAGAAGAGAUAGCAUAGACAAUUUUGGCGUCACCAGCAAAUUCAGCAAAUUGUGGAACUUAGAUCAGAAAGGAUACUAGGGUAAUCAACUCUAAUCUAGUGAAAUCAUGAAACAAAUGUUAUUUAAUAAUUAUUAAUCUAAAUAUGCUAUAGGAGACAAUUCGAGAGUUACCAAAUUUGGAUGUGUGGAUGAACUCUAAAUUUAGGCCAAAACCCAGAGUAGUGUAUAGAAGUUUUUCAGAUCGGUUAGGUUAGGUACGGACAAAACGUCCUUUAACAUUAUAUGUAAACAACAGAAAAUACAUAAAAGACUAUUGAGAAUUUACGAAACCAGUAUAGGCGUGUGCUAUUCAUUUAUUUAUUAUCUAUUAAUUUAUUGUGGUGUACGGGGCCAUGGUUUUACGGUAGUCAGAAAUUUAUAUGAAAUUCAGGAAUUUUUUCAAUUUAAUUAAUUUGAUUGAAUAUUUCGAAGGAAAAAAACGACGUUAAAACAAUUGUUUCAAUAUAUUUUAUUUAUAUACAUUUUUAAUAAUACUAUAAUAUAUUAAUACUUUUUUAAAACACAUAAGUAGGUUAGGUACCUAUGUUUACCUAUGUGUUUUAAGAGGAGUGAAAUUAACGAAGAAUAUAAUAACUGUUAUUUACUCUAUGACAAUCAUUUAGAAAUAUCGUAGCAAUCAUCAGGAUUGUGUGUCGGCUAUGGUAUUAAGUAUUUACUAUUUAUAGGGACAUAUUCCUUAAAGAUGUCUCUUGUAUAUCAGCGUGAAUACGCUCCGUCGAAUAUAAGUAAUACUAGUAAUAAUAGUGUCGUCGAUUACCCGUUUUCUUUUCCAUUUUUUUUUUUUUCAAUUUUAUUUUAUUUUUAAAACGUCAAAUAGAUGUCCUAAAAUGCACAUGGUGUUUCGUUGCUCCACAGAUCUAUCCAUCAUUCUAAAAAUACGGUUUAUUUUAGAGUUCUGUAUAUGGCCCAUAAUUUGUGUUUAUGUUAGUGACGGGAGAGACAAUCGCAUCGGGGUUGGUCUCUCUUGUUCGUAUUUAUUGUAUUUUUAAUUUAUGUAAAAGUUUCGUCCCUGUACAACUGCGAUAUAUUAUAAGUAGUUUCAAAAUCACAACCAUUCCAUAAUUUCCUUAACUAACAAUCGACGAUUAGAUACGUGAUAACCGAACUGAUGCAGAGCGACUUACAUAAGAUUAUCGUUUCACCACAGCAGCUCUCGUCGGACCACAUAAAAGUCUUCCUCUACCAGAUCCUCAGGGGUUUGAAAUACCUGCACUCGGCGCGGAUAUUGCACCGGGACAUCAAACCUGGAAAUCUGCUCGUCAACAGUAAUUGUAUUUUAAAAGUACGUAUAGGUAUUAUAUAUUUGUAUGAUUUAUGAUGACGCGUUUAAAUCUACCGGACACGACGAUAACGGAGUUGUAGCAGUUUUUUUUCUGCGCGUUUUGGCCUAAAUAUAUACGAGUAUUAUAAUAUAACGUAAACCUAGACUCUAGAGAACGGUUUAUUAAUUUCACGCGCGAGUUCCUAUUGCAUUGCACGCACGCGAUUUCGUAGAAUUUUCAGUAGUUUUUCUGUCGUAACUUAAUUAAAAAAUAUAAUAAACUGUACGUUCUACUAAUAUAGAACGGUAGAGUACAUGUAAAUAAAAAGCGUUAUUUUUCUUCGACUUUUCCGAAUUCAAUUUUAAAUUAAAUAUCUAUUUGUUGUAUCUUAUUAUUUGUAAAUAUUUAUAUUAUAAUAUAAAGUAUGUAUAUAUAUAUAUAUAUAUGCAUACUCCACAAAAAUUUGUUGAGUAGAUUUUAUUAUAAAUGUAUUUUUUUUUCAACCACAUUACAAUAUGACAAACAAUCGCCGCUGCUUGCCAGGUGAAUCGAUUUUUUUUUGGGAAGAAAGUUUUUUUUAUUAAUAUUAUAGUGUUGCGCGUUUGAUGUUGAAACCAAUCGUUUUUCCUAUAAAACAGCGUACCACUUAUACAAAAUGACACUAAGUGUAAUAUUUUAUACUUGAUAUUAAUACGUUUACUUUGCGCGCACACGUAAUAUAGAUAUGCGACUUCGGUCUGGCUAGAGUAGAAGAACCGGACGAGACCAAACACAUGACACAAGAAGUCGUAACCCAAUAUUACAGGGCGCCAGAAAUCCUGAUGGGCGCCAAACACUACACCGCCGCCAUAGACGUGUGGAGCGUCGGUUGUAUAUUUGCCGAGCUCGUUACUCGGCGGAUACUGUUCCAAGGCCAAGAUACGGUCCAACAAGUAAGUCGUGUAUUUAAUAUUUAUAUAUAUUAUAAUACUGUACAUAGUAGUUGUACAUUUUUAUAAAUUGCAUUAUUCGGAAACCGGAAACCUGUGUUUUAUUAUGUGAAUAUUACAAAACAAUACAUUAUACAUAUCUUAAAAUCCAAGCUUCAUCCCCUGCAAGGUCAGUUACUCCUUUUCUCAUCCGCCACAUCCCCCUGUCUAUCACCAUUUUCUCGUCUACUUCAAUUAAUAUAUUCUCAUAAUACCUCCUCUAAAGUUAUGUCUUUGACCCGUAUCUUCCCCGGCUUCUUUAUAUAGAUACUCGUACCCGUCGCUCCUAGACUGUAUCUCUUGCAUACUCUAAAAUUAAACCCGUGUUAAUUCUAUAGAAUCGUUGUAUUACAUUAUUUUACAAAAUCGAUGCGAUUUUUUAUUUCUCUUGUUCGAUUUUUUUUUGUACUUUUCAGUUCUGUUCUCUUCAAAAAUCACAAAUACUUCGUUACUUAACCUAUAAUCUAACAUACUCUUUCUGUUUUUGUUGCAGUUGGAGCUAAUAACGGACUUGCUCGGCACACCGACCAUGGAAGAUAUGACGCAUGCGUGUCCAGCAGCUCGUUCCCACAUGCUCAUAAGACGUAUGAAGAAACCGUCCAUGUCGCUGUUAUACUCUCUGUCCACGUUAAUGACGCAUGAGGCGGUUCAUCUGAUAUCUCAGAUGCUCGUUUUUAACCCGGUAAGAGCAUUAUGUUUUAGAAUCUAUAGAUACCUCUAGACUGUAUACGAACCAAAAGAUCUCUUCAUACGGUUGUUUGUUUUUUUCGGUUUUUCACAGGAUAAACGGAUGUCCAUCAUGGACGCGUUGGUUCAUCCAUACAUUGACGAAGGCCGCCUUAGGUACCACAGUUGCAUGUGCAAAUGCUGUUUCACAGUAUCACUGACGGGUCUCCGGCAUUUUUGCAUGGACUACGAACCGGUUGCACCGCAAACAUUCGACGACAAAUGGGAAAAGAAAAUGUCAAACGUACAACAAGUCAAAGGUUAGGCUCGAUAGCUAUUUUGUAAAACACAUUAUAUCAUAUACUUUAAAUGGCAAUACCAGAAAGUCACUGGAACGAACUAGCUAUUUAUUUAUUUUUUUUUUUUUUUAUUAAUUUAGCCAAAAAGAAGAACUAAUUUUAUGGUUUUAAACCAAUUUUGUUUUAGAAUAAUAACGAUUUUUUACUAAUUUUUGACAUUUUAAGAAUACCCACCAAAUUUAAUUGGUUAAAAUCGAGGCAAACAUAUAGCAGUUUAAAGUAUUAAGUUUAGUAAUUAUAUCUUUUAUAAAUCACUUAAAUUAUAUUGCCAUUUACAGUAUUUUAAUUCCAACUCAUGUCGUCGUUUUAUCAUUUUUAUCACGACAAGACGACGUUUAUUUCAUAUUUUGGACGAUUUGCACACCUCCAUAAUUAAUAUGGUCUUUUACAGAGGAACUUCACAAGUUUAUCGGUGACCAGCUAAGCAGUCAUCGUGUGCCGUUGUGUAUAAAUCCCCAGUCGGCGGCAUUUAAAAGUUUCUCGAGGUAA
Molecule: messenger RNA, 36696 nt
Organism: Cinara cedri
Lineage: Eukaryota; Metazoa; Arthropoda; Insecta; Hemiptera; Aphididae
Source: the annotation of a GenBank genome assembly